GGUUUCUUAGGACAAUUUCUUCUCUCUCUCUCUCUCUCUAUCGGCCUUUUUGGCUUUCUUUCGGUUCUGUCACUAAACUCAUCAGCCGUACCCUAGAAAUAUUAUCAACCUCGCUCAAGCCACUGAUCGGAGAUCGGAGAUCGGACAGGACGAGUUCCGUUUCACUUAUUGGCCGGAAAAACAAUUGUUUUACUUGCAACAGGUUUAUAUGGAGGAGGCGGCGAGGGAUGAACAACCCACUCAACCCCAAGAGCAAGGCGAAGGUGGUCCCCCACUUCCUCUGCCUCAAUCUUUAUCGGAAUCUCAAUUACAAGAAGGAGUAGAUGAUGAAGAGGAGGAAGAAGAAGAAGAAGGGGAAGAAGAGGACGAAGAACCAAAAAAUGAAGACGACGAAAUGAUUGCCAAAGUUCAGAAGUUGAUGGAGAAGGUUACUUCUUCGCCUGAUAACCCUAACCCUAUUGUCCUCCAUGCACUUGCCUCCCUUUUUGAAACUGAAGAGUCCAAAUUCAUGGAAGAGAAUGGCCAUGCCUCCAGCAAUAGUCGUGCUUCUCAUAACAUUGGACGACUGGGAACUGUAAUUCGGGAGAAUGAUGAUUUUUUUGAAUUGAUAUCUUCAACAUAUUUAUCCGAAUCACGUUAUGCUCCCUCUGUCCAGGCAGCCUCUGCAAGGCUUCUUCUCAGCUGUUCAGUGACAUGGAUUCAUCCUCACGUGUUUGAAGACGCUGUAAUGGACUCCAUUAAAGAUAGAGUGAUGGAUGACGCUGUCAACUUCUUGGGGGAAGAUCACAGUUCAAAGCAUGAUCUUGUGAGAAAGGCCUCAGAUUUUGAAAUGUCGAAGACCUAUUCUACAGGACUCCUUGCUUAUUUUCUAUCAGUCGGUGGCCCAAUUGUGGAAGAUGUUUUGACAUCUAAACUAUCUGCCAAGCUUAUGCGUUACCUUCGGGUUCGAGUCCUUGGGGAGAUAAGUAUUAGUCAGAAAGAUUCUGGUCACUUAACUGAAAGUAAGAAUGGGUCUUGUGCUAUCUGCACAAGAGGAAGAGAUGAAACUCGGAGUAAGGCUAGGCAGGUUUCAGAAACUACUCAUCUUGACGAUUCAAGGAUUAUUGAUGACAAGUCUUUAGAUGACCAAAGUGGAGAGAGGGAUCAGGAAAGAAGCAUAUGUGGUCAAGAACCUGGAGAAGCUGAUGGAAGAGAACUAAUGAAUGAUGGUGAUGACAGAUGGCAUACUCAUGAUGUGCGUGAUGUGAAGACCAAGUUUGUUGAUUUUGAUGAAAAUGCGAAAGAUGAUUCCUCUAGGCGUAAAGUUAGUCGUGGAUCAGUAAAAUCUAGAGGGAAGGGAAGAUCUACAGAGGGCUCUGUUGACAAUGAACAGGUAGUGACCUCACCAGGAUCAGGUAGCCGAGUGGGACUAGGACGAAGUACAAGAGAAAAGAGUUCAUCAAAAACUUCAGAUGUUAAAAAAGUGUCAGAUGCUAAGAAGUUUCUGGGAAAAAAUACUUGUGAUAUUUUACUGUUGGAAAGAGGAGAUAAUGAUGAGUGCUUCCAAGGAUGCAGAGUUGGAGCUACAGACUUUUCUGAUUUGGUGAGAAAAGCUGUUAGAUCUGCUGAAGCUGAAGCUAGAGCAGCCAAUGCACCUGAAGAAGCUGUUAGAGCAGCUGGGGAUGCUGCUGCUGAAGUUGUCAAAAGUGCAGCUUUAGAGGAAUUCAAAAUAACAAAUAAUGAAGAAGCUGCAGUUUUGGCUGCCUCCAAGGCAGCAUCCACUGUCAUUGAUGCUGCCAAUGUAACUGAAGUUAGGAGCUCCAGAAGUACGGAGGCAGAUUCAAUGAACUCAAAUGUCACAGAACCAGAAACGAAUGUGGAGGUUGAAGAAUAUUUUAUCCCAGAUGUUGAAUCCCUUGCUAAGUUAAGAGAAAAAUACUGCAUUCAGUGCCUUGAAAGUCUUGGGGAAUAUGUUGAAGUUCUUGGGCCUGUACUACACGAAAAAGGGGUAGAUGUUUGUCUAGCAUUAUUACAAAGGAAUUUGAAACAUACAAAGCCAUUGGAGGUUGCAAUGCUUUUGCCUGACAUAAUGAAGCUCAUAUGUGCCUUGGCUGCUCAUCGAAAAUUUGCAGCACUAUUUGUGGAUCGCGGUGGUAUGCAGAAACUACUUGCUGUCCCCAGAGUUGCUCAAACCUUCUUUGGUCUUUCCUCUUGCCUGUUCACUAUUGGUUCACUCCAGGGGAUUAUGGAACGUGUCUGUGCUCUUCCUUCAGAUGUUGUGCACCAGUUGGUUGAGUUAGCUCUUCAGCUUCUUGAGUGUCCGCAGGAUCAAGCGAGGAAGAAUGCAGCUGUAUUCUUUUCUGCUGCAUUUGUUUUCAGAGCUGUUCUUGAUGCUUUUGAUUCUCAGGAUGGCUUACAGAGAUUACUCUCUCUUUUAAAUGAUGCCGCAUCUGUAAGGUCAGGAGUAAAUUCUAGUGCAGGAUCACUCCGUGAUCGGUCACCUGCAGAAGUUCUGACAUCAUCAGAGAAGCAAAUAGCUUAUCAUACCUGUGUAGCUCUGCGGCAAUAUUUUAGGGCUCAUCUUCUUUUACUUGUGGAUUCCAUUCGUCCAAAUAAAAGCACCCGAAGUGCAGCUAGGAGUAUUCCUAGUGUCAGGGCAGCCUACAAGCCACUUGACAUCAGUAAUGAGGCUAUGGAUGCUGUAUUUGUGCAGCUUCAGAAGGACCGUAAGUUGGGUCCUGCAUUUGUUAGAACUCGAUGGCCUUCAGUUGAGAAGUUUUUAGCAUUGAAUGGUCAUAUUACUAUGCUGGAAUUAUGUCAGGCUCCACCUGUUGAGCGUUACCUGCAUGAUUUACUUCAAUACGCAUUGGGUGUACUUCAUAUUGUUACACUGGUACCUAGCAGCCGCAAGAUGAUUGUAAAUGCCACUUUGAGCAACAAUCGUGUGGCGGUAGCAGUAAUCUUGGAUGCAGCUAGUGUUGCCAGCAGCUAUGUAGUCCCAGAGAUCAUUCAGCCUGCACUAAAUGUGUUGGUUAAUCUUGUUUGCCCUCCUCCUUCACUCAGCAAUAAACCUCCUUUACCUGCUCAUGGCCAACAGUCUGUUGCUGCACAAAUAAAUGGCCCUGGUGUGGAGAAUAGAGAUAGAAACAUAGAGCGAAGUGUCUCAGAUCGAGCUAUGAAUGUGUCCAGCCAUAAUGAUCGUGGUGGAGAAUCCACUAGUAUCGAUCGAGGCAGUGCAGCAGCACUCAGUACACAAUCCAACAGUAGCAAUGCACAGGCUCCACCCUCCACACCAACUUCAGGGUUGGUUGGAGAUCGUAGAAUAUCUUUAGGUGUUGGAGCUGGUUGUGCUGGUCUUGCUGCACAAUUAGAACAGGGAUAUCGUCAGGCGCGAGAGGCUGUUCGUGCCAAUAAUGGUAUAAAAGUUCUGCUGCAUCUUCUUCAACCGCGUGUUUAUUCACCUCCUGCUGCUCUUGAUUGUCUCCGUGCACUUGCUUGCCGAGUUCUACUUGGUUUAGCAAGAGAUGAUGCUAUUGCACACAUAUUGACAAAGCUUCAGGUUGGGAAAAAGCUUUCGGAGCUUAUUCGAGAUUCAAGCACUCAAACACUUGGAACUGAUCAAGGGAGGUGGCAAGGUGAACUUUCUCAGGCAGCAAUUGAGUUAAUCGGGAUUGUAACAAACUCAGGGCGUGCUAGUACGUUGGCUGCUACUGAUGCUGCAACCCCUACGCUGAGGCGCAUAGAAAGAGCAGCUAUAGCCGCUGCCACCCCAAUAACAUAUCAUUCAAGGGAACUUUUACUCCUAAUUCACGAACAUUUACAGGCAUCUGGUCUGGGUUCAACUGCUUCAACACUGCUUAAAGAGGCCCAGUUGACACCUUUGCCAUCUUUGGCUGCUCCUUCCUCUCUAGCACACCAGGCUUCCUCACAAGAGGGCUCCUCUAUACAAUUUCAGUGGCCCUCUGGUCGUACGCCUUGUGGAUUUCUCACCAACAAAUCAAAGCUUAUUGCGUUGGAUGAGGAUGCAAGUUUAAAGUGUAGCCCCAGCUUCAAUUUUCCGAAGAAGAAACAAUUACUUUUCUCACCAAGUUUAGGCUCACAGACUAGAAGUGAUUUGUACGCAGCAUCAGUUAGGAAGAUGCUUAGUGCUUCGAAACAGUAUACUGGUGUAUCAGAAACUCCAUCAGAGUCCUUGUUAAAAUCUAAUAUGGAUGCAGAAUCUCAAUGUAAAACUCCAAUCCUGUUGCCAGCAAAGCGUAAAUUAUCUGAUUUAAAGGAUUCUGGGUUCAUGUCUUCUCUUGGAAAACGUCUCCACACUAGUGAGCAAGGCUUUAAAUCACCUACUUAUCCAACACCAAAUACUGGACGUAAAAUUGGUUUAUCAUUUGAUUCCAUGGGUUUCCUCUCACCUAGUUCUAGCUUGAGAGAUCAUGGACGUCCAGUAGCAAGUGGAUCUACAUCAGAAUUCGUGGAUGAUACUCAAUUUUGCAAUACCUACAUGGGUAUGGUGACACCAUCCUCCCAAAUUGGGCUUCACGGUGAAAUUCAGAACAGUAACACAGAGCGGUUGACUCUAGACUCCCUCGUUAUACAGUAUUUAAAGCACCAACAUCGUCAGUGCCCUGCUCCUAUAACAACACUCCCACCACUCUCUCUCUUAAACACCCAUGUUUGUCCUGAACCAAGACGCAGCCUGGAAGCUCCUUCUAAUGUAACGGCUCGUCUUGGUACACGAGAGUUUAAAAGUAUGUAUGGUGGGGUUCAUGGGAAUCGCAGAGAUCGUCAAUUUGUGUACAGCAGAUUCCGGCCAUGGCGAACUUGUCGGGAUGAAACUAGUGCCCCUUUGACGUGCAUUACAUUUCUCAGUGACUCAUCUCAUAUUGCGGUAGGAACCCAUUCUGGAGAGCUCAAAAUUUUUGACACAAAUAGCAGCAGCGUAUUGGAGAGCUGCGCAAGCCACCAGUUUCCUUUGACUACUGUACAGUCCUAUCUAUCAGGGGAGACCCAACUGGUCCUUUCUUCUAGUUCUCAGGAGGUGAGGUUGUGGGAUGCAUCUGCUAUUGGUGGAGGGCCCACAAAUUCAUUUGAAGGGUGCAAGGCUGCAAGAUUUAGCAACUCUGUAGACAUUUUUGCAGCUUUGCCAGCAGAGCCAGGUCGAAGAGACAUUCUCCUAUAUGAUAUCCAGACUUGCCAGUUGGUACUGAAACUGUCGGACACAUUAGCCAAUUCACUGGGUCGGUCUCAUUUCUAUUCAAAUGUACACUUCAAUCCCACUGACACUAUGUUGUUAUGGAAUGGAGUACUGUGGGACAGGCGGAUAACCAAUCCUGUUCAUCACUUUGAUCAGUUUACGGAUUAUGGUGGGGGCGGCUUUCAUCCUGCUGGGAAUGAGGUCAUUAUCAACUCUGAGGUUUGGGAUCUUAGAAAGUAUAGACUCCUCCGUAGUGUUCCUUCACUCGACCAAACAUCAAUUACGUUUAACGCACGUGGUGAUGUAAUCUAUGCAAUUCUGAGGAGAAAUCUUGAGGAUGUAAUGUCAUCGUUCAACACACGUCGGAUGAAGCAUCCUCUGUUUUGUGCUUUCAGGACAGUGGACGCAGUUAACUACUCUGAGAUUGCUACAAUCCCUGUGGAUCGUUGUGUCCUCGACUUUGCUGCGGAGCCUACUGAUUCUUUUCUUGGGUUGAUUACAAUGGAUGAUCAGGAUGAGAUGUUUGCUGCAGCCAGGGUGUAUGAGGUCGGUCGUCGAAGACCAACUGAUGAUGAUUCUGAUCCGGAUGAUGCUGAGAGUGAAGAGGAAGACGAUGACGACGAUGAAGAUGAUGAUGGUGACAUUGAUCCCUUACUUGGUCCAGAUCUUGAUGGGGAUGGGGAUACCGACAUUGAUGAUAUGAGCAAUGAUUCUGAUGACGACGAUGAUGUUGAUAGUUUGACGGGUCUUGAGGAUGACGAUGAUGACGAUGGGGAUUAUGUAGAUUUCGAGGGGGGCCCUGGAUUACUGGAGAUUGUAACAGAUGGUGAUGAUGAUGAUGAUGGAGAUGAUAGUCAGUUGGUGGAGUCUUUUAGUAGUGAUGAGGAUUAUGUAGGAAACGGUUUUGGUUACUGAAUAUAAGGUUACAAAUUGGCCAGGGAAGGGGGAUAUUACUAGUUAGCGAGAUUAUGUAAAUUAUUGUUUUACCGGGGCUAUAACCCAUGGUUGUUUUUCUUCUUUUCAUAAUUGAUAAACAAUCUUGAUUAUUUAUACAAGUAUUCUUCUGUUGAUUACUA
This is a messenger RNA of Cannabis sativa, 6246 nucleotides long. Its product is annotated as DDB1- and CUL4-associated factor homolog 1. Gene Ontology annotation, biological process: protein ubiquitination. The coding region runs from base 209 to 6085 and encodes 1958 amino acids. Lineage: Eukaryota; Viridiplantae; Streptophyta; Magnoliopsida; Rosales; Cannabaceae. Gene Ontology annotation, molecular function: protein binding. The transcript is spliced from 15 exons. Gene Ontology annotation, cellular component: nucleus; Cul4-RING E3 ubiquitin ligase complex. The record is from RefSeq and is a predicted model, not a curated record.